Messenger RNA from Cebus imitator (Panamanian white-faced capuchin), 1555 nucleotides. RefSeq names its product olfactory receptor 11H4. NCBI's taxonomy places the organism in Eukaryota, Metazoa, Chordata, Mammalia, Primates, Cebidae. Gene Ontology annotation, biological process: G protein-coupled receptor signaling pathway. Gene Ontology annotation, cellular component: membrane. The record is from RefSeq and is a predicted model, not a curated record. The transcript has a single exon. The coding region runs from base 15 to 989 and encodes 324 amino acids. Gene Ontology annotation, molecular function: olfactory receptor activity; G protein-coupled receptor activity.
UUUGGAUUACACUCAUGUCUUUCUUCUUCGUAGAUUUAAGAUCCAUGAACAAGUCAGCAACACACGUUGUAACAGAGUUUAUUCUCCUGGGAUUCCCUGGUUCCUGGAAGAUACAGAUUUUCCUCUUCUCAUUGUUUUUGGUGAUUUAUGUCUUGACCUUGCUGGGAAAUGGAGCCAUCAUCUAUGCAGUGAAAUGCAACCCACAACUACACAACCCCAUGUACUUUCUGUUGGGAAACUUUGCCUUCCUUGAGAUCUCGUAUGUUUCCUCCACUGUUCCUAACAUGCUAGCCAACAUUCUUUCCAAGACCAAGGCCAUCUCAUUUUCUGGGUGCUUCUUUCAGUUCUAUUUCUUCUUUUCACUGGGAACAACUGAAUGUCUCUUUCUGGCAGUAAUGGCUUAUGAUCGAUACCUAGCCAUCUGCCACCCACUGCAGUAUCCCGCCAUCAUGACUGGAAGGUUCUGUAGUAAGCUGGUGUCUUUCUGUUGGCUCAUUGGAUUCCUUGAAUACCCAAUUCCCAUUUUCUUCAUCUCCCAACUCCCCUUCUGUGGUCCUAAUAUCAUUGAUCACUUCCUGUGUGACAUGGACCCCUUGAUGGCUCUAGCCUGUGCCCCAGCUCCCAUAACUGAAUGUAUUUUCUAUACUCAGAGCUCGCUUGUCCUCUUUUUCACUAGUAUGUACAUUCUUCGAUCCUACACCCUGUUGAUAACAGCUGUUUUUCAGGUCCCUUGUGCAGCUGGUCGGAGAAAAGCCUUCUCUACCUGUGGUUCUCAUUUGCUUGUGGUAUCUCUUUUCUAUGGUACAGUCAUGGUAAUGUACGUAAGUCCUACAUAUGAUGCCCCAACUUUAUUGCAGAAGAUCCUCACACUGGUAUAUUCCGUAGUGACUCCUCUUUUUAAUCCUCUGAUCUAUAGUCUUCGUAAUAAGGACAUGAAACUUGCUCUGAGAAAUAUCCUGUUUGGAAUGAGAAUAAGUCAAAAUUCAUGAGCCAAAGAUGUGCCAUACUUACAAGUUCUAAUGAAGAACCAAGAGAUGUUAUCAGUUCCUUCAGCAGCCUUUUAGUCCUCAGUCUGAGCAGUUACAGGUUGUAUAUUUCACCUGGAAGUGUGCCCCACUUAUAUACAUUUUCAACACUUACUACUUAAACCUUAAUUAACUGGUCUUCAACAUCGACUAAAAAGUUUUCAAAGCCUGUCUUUAUUAGAAUGAUAAAAUGGAAUUGCUAUUUGAGAUGCCCUCCUGCUGACAUGCCCCAUGGUUCAUCAUUGCAUGUCUUCUUUCUCAUUGCAACAAGACAAUAAACCCAACUUUGUUCAACUACAGAUAUGUUCCUAGGAGUCUUUGACUGAAGGAAAUCAAUAGUAGCACCAUACCCAGCAAACAAUAAGGCCUCAAACAUGUUUUAAAAAUAUUUCUAUCUCAAUGUUUUUACUAACAAAAAUAAUAUAGAUUGUGUAACAAAUUCAAGCAAUAUGGAAGAAUUUCCAUCUUUACUCCCAUAUUUACCAAUUUUCGUCUUUGCUCCCCAGACUCAAUACAUGUAAAUCCCUCUG